Molecule: messenger RNA, 2025 nt
Organism: Priapulus caudatus
Lineage: Eukaryota; Metazoa; Priapulida; Priapulimorpha; Priapulimorphida; Priapulidae
Product: prothoracicostatic peptide-like
Exons: 3
Coding region: 189-830 (213 amino acids)
Molecular function (GO): calcium ion binding
Source: RefSeq, a predicted model, not a curated record
GCAGCGAUUCGAUCACAGACGAUAGAGCGAGGCAGAGGCGACACAGCGCAGCGGCACAACGACGAGAGAGGAUUACGCUAGAGGAACGAGACAGCGAGCGAGAGAGAGAGAGAGAGAGAGAGGAGAGAGGAGAGAGAGCUCUGUUACUGAACGGAAGGAAAGAGGUGACGAGCCGAUCCGACGUCGAUAUGCAGAUGACCUGUUGUCACUGCUACCUGUUGUUACUCGCCGGGCUAGCGGCACUCGCGCUCGCGCUUGCCGAAGAUACGAACGAACUCGGCAAUGCCGUCGAUAUAGACGCGCCGCACGAUGACAAGCGUGGAUGGCACGACCUGGGGCACGCAUACGGCAAGCGCGCGGGCUGGCACGACCUGCAGACGAGCUGGGGUAAGCGCGACAACGACGCAGACGAGCAAGAGAAGCGCGGCUGGCACGACCUGGACACGGCCUUCGGAAAACGCGGAUGGCGCGAUCUGAACACGGCCUUCGGAAAGCGCGGAUGGCGCGAUCUGAACACGGCCUUCGGAAAGCGCGGAUGGCGCGACCUGCGGAUGGCGUUCGGCAAGAGAGACGCCGUCGACACAGCCGAGGAUCAGUUGGUGGCGGACGAGGAGAAGAGAGGCUGGCACGAUCUGAACACCGCCUUCGGCAAGCGCGGAUGGAGAAGCUUAAACAGUGCGUUCGGCAAGAGGGGCGAUAACUCGGCGGCCAUAAUCGAAGAUCUCAUCACCGAGCAGCUCUUCGAUGAUAUUGAUUCCGACGGUGACAAAUGCAUUGACAGGAAGGAACUGCGUCUACUUGUCAAGAAGCUGCUCGCUGGGGAAUUGUAGACGACGGCGAGCGAGAGAAAGAGAGACAGCGCGAGCGACGAGCUGAUAACAGAGAUCGCUUCGCUCAUGAGCAGCGCGUUCUGCGCGCCGCCGCCUAACCCAUAGACCAGGGAAGCAGCAAGCUUCAAUCAUAUACCUUCUCCUCCAGUGGAUCGCUCGCCGCCACUCACAGAUGCCUUCUUCAACCCUAGUCCAGCAUCUCCACACCGCACCGGAUCCGUAUAGAUUGUCGCGUGCGGAGUUUCACCAGCCGGAACCAGUUAGAAAUAGAAUACCACGCGAGCGAGAGAGAGAGCGCGCGCGUGUGUGUGUGUGUGUGCGUGUGCGUGACGCCAGAGGAAGUCAUGCCCAAGCGCCAACGGCACAUUAAUUAACUAUAAAACAACGUUGUUUCGUGAGACGUACGCUUACGUGUUUGCUUGUGACAGUGGUUUGUUAUAAGGAGCUCUAUUUAGUUCUAUGCACCUUUUGGAACGACGGCGAAAUGCUUCGAUAUUCUCGUCCAUGAGAAAUUUAGCUUAAAUUUAAACGUGAACGCGUGAGUGAAAAUUUUUUACACUCUAUAAUUUUUAUUCGCGGUACAUGUAGAGUUCUCAGUAGAAGCAUGCAUACCGCGUAUGUCAAUGUAUAAAGAGAAACAGUAGCGAUACCUAGCACAGGUGACAGAUUCAUUCGAAAGGCAGCAUUAGCAGAGUUUCGACCGCGACUGGAAAACUGGUAAUAUACUACGAAACAUCUUACAUUGACUGACGACGUGAGUUUUGAAUGUCCUACUGUUUUUUUGCCAGACCCUUCUCGUGAGAUUCCACGAGAUAAUUCUCGUGAGAUUUCACGAGAUAAUUCUCGUCGCAUUUCACGAGAUGGAGCAGUCGGCACACAGUAUGCCGGCAGAUUCAUUUAUGCCGAGUUUAACGCGCGCAUUAUCAUACACUUACGAUUCGUAAUGAACUCUGAGAGAUUUUCUAUACAAUGUGUCAUGUGCGUUGUCAUAUUUUCUCGUCGAUUGUUCAUCCACCAUAAAUUUCAACAUCCACACACACGACGAAGGGGCAAAGGCGACUGGUACACCUAGCAUAGCAUCGCUACAGUGUCUUUCUUUAAGUAAAAAAUAAAUGUAUGGAAAGGCUUUCUUAUAAAUAAACACCGAGUGUUAGGCUCCUAUAUAGACACUCAGUCUGCACUCGUCAAGGAGUUA